This is a messenger RNA of Trypanosoma brucei brucei TREU927, 1389 nucleotides long. RefSeq names its product adenosine transporter, putative (gene Tb927.3.590). The record is from RefSeq and is a predicted model, not a curated record. The transcript has a single exon. Gene Ontology annotation, cellular component: plasma membrane. Bases 1 to 1389 code for a protein of 462 amino acids. Gene Ontology annotation, molecular function: nucleoside transmembrane transporter activity. Gene Ontology annotation, biological process: nucleoside transmembrane transport. Lineage: Eukaryota; Euglenozoa; Kinetoplastea; Trypanosomatida; Trypanosomatidae.
AUGAUGCUCGGGUUCGAAUCGGUUUCUGAGUUUACAGUCUACAUCACCUUUAUAUUCUUCGGAAUGUCGGCGGUGGUGGUGACAACUUCCAUAUUUUCGAUUCCAUUCUUUUUUAUCGAGUACUACAAGUAUGCGCAGGGGGAUCCCAAUGCAGAGGCGGAGGAUCAAAGGUUUUGGAAUAACGUCUUCACGUACUACAAUGCCACGACGUUCCUUGUGGAGUUCCUUCUGACUUUAUUCAUGCUGACAAAUCUUGGAAGGCGGAUCCCUCUGGCUGUUCGACUCGGUGCCGGUCUCAUCCUCUCAAUUUUGGCAGUUUUCGUCGUGAUAAUGGUCACCAUAAUAAAAACAACAGAAACCGGCGCCAAGGUAACGAUUAUGCUCGUCGGUGUGAUCAAUGGUGUUGCGGCAACACUUUGUGACACCGGAAACGGUGCCCUUAUUAGCCCGUUCCCUACAAAAUUUUUCAGCGCCGUUGUGUGGGGUGUCGCAGUUUGUGGUAUCAUCACAUCGUUCUUCUCUAUCGUAAUAAAAGCAUCUAUGGAGAGCAACUACGAAAGCAUGUUGACACAGUCCCGAAUUUUCUUUGGCUUGGUUGUCCUUCUUGAAGUGGUUUCCUGCAUCCUCUUGGUGCUUCUGAGGAAGAACCCAUACGCCAUGAAGUAUGCAGCAGAGUUUCGGUACGCCGCAAGGGAAAGGACCAAUGCUUGUGAAAACAAAGAAAGUGGCGCAUCAAAUGGCCCAGCAGAACAAGAUGAAGACUCCGUGGCGAUUGAUAAUAACACCACGAAAGGGAACGUGAUGACGGUCACCGUGGACCCCGACACCAUGAAGGACACGGACCAAGUGGAAGACAUUACAAACUCGCAGCAAAUGCUGAAGGCGAAGGUAUCUGUGGUGCUGAAGCGCGUCUGGCCCAUGCUGGCGGCGGGUUUCCUCGCCUUCUCCACCACAUUUCUCGUCUACCCUGGUGUAUUCUUCGCCGUCAAAACCGAUGUGCCAAACGGUUGGUAUAUGACUAUUACUGCGGCGAUGUUUCAUUUCGGUGACUUCCUAUCGCGCCUCCUCCUUCAGUUCAAGCGGCUGCAGCCUUCACCACGUUAUGUUGUGGUUGGGACAUUUGCACGUGUCUUUCUUAUAAUUCCUCUUGUUUUCUGUGUGCGCGGUAUCAUUGGUGGCACUCUUCUCCCUUACAUUCUUUCAUUUCUUUGGGGCCUCACGUACGGAUAUUUUGGCGGGAUGGCGCUAAUACACACGCCACGCACCGGUUCACUGACAGCAGCUGGUGAACGCUCUCUUGCUGCCAAUUGUGCCGUCAUUGCGAUUCUGUGCGGUCUUUUCUCCGGCUCCAUGCUCGCGCUUGCCGUCAAGGAGGGACUUCCUCAAUAG